Clupea harengus (Atlantic herring) is the source of this 3500-nucleotide messenger RNA. It is a transcript of the gene tle2c, whose product is annotated as TLE family member 2, transcriptional corepressor c. NCBI's taxonomy places the organism in Eukaryota, Metazoa, Chordata, Actinopteri, Clupeiformes, Clupeidae. Gene Ontology annotation, cellular component: transcription regulator complex; nucleus. Gene Ontology annotation, molecular function: protein binding; transcription corepressor activity. The record is from RefSeq and is a predicted model, not a curated record. Gene Ontology annotation, biological process: regulation of DNA-templated transcription; negative regulation of canonical Wnt signaling pathway.
GUUCAUGUGCAGCCGAGAGGCACAGGAUAAUACAGGCUGGGGUUUGCUGCUGAAAAGCCCAGUGGAUCAGCUACUGACCUGCUGUUCUUUUUUUUCUCUCCUCCCUCUUCCUCUCUUUUUCCCCUCUCUAUCACUCGCUCACUAUUCCUGUAUCUUUAGAUUUUCUACAGCUCCCCGCUUGGCUUUUUUGGCAGUGUUUCAAAGAGAGAGGACGAGAGAAAACAGAGAGAGAGAAGCGAGAAGAGAGUGUUUCUGUUCCUGGAUGUGUGAGUGUGGGGGGUGGGGUGGGGGUAGACGGCUGGCCGUGUUUAUGUUUUCCUGGCUGGCGAGGCGGGCGAGGGGGGGCGCGCGGAACGAAGCGGAGCAGUGAUGGAGGAGAGGCGAGAGAGCGAGCGCGCGGUAAAGAGAGAGAGAGAGAACGAGAGGGAUCUGCACACAGACGCGGACCGCUGAGUGCUGUUUUACUCCAGGCGUGAGAUAGCCUCCUGCUUGGUGGGAAGUGGGAGUCUGUGAUUUCUGGAUUAUUAAAGCUACUGCUAUUCCAGAGAAGAAGAGACAGAGAAAACGGAGAAUAAAGAAGAAAGAGACGCGCUGAAGUUCGGGAAGAAGGAGGUGACACUCUCACUGCGAAAUCGAGUUCAGUGAGAAAGAGAGAGAUAAACAGACAGCAAGAGGGACAAGGAGGAGGAGGAGGAGAAGCGGACCGUGUUUUGAGGGAUUGCAGUGGAGUCUCCUCUCUCUUUGGGGCCUUGAAACGGCGGCCAGCGACAGAAGGAGCAGGAGAGAGGACCCCCCUCCCAGCAGGCACCAUGUACCCUCACGGCCGACCACAGGCUCCUCUGCUGCCUGGGCAGCACACGAAGUUCACUGUGCUUGAGACGCUGGAUCGCAUCAAAGAGGAGUUCCAGCUCUUCCAGGCCCAGUACCACAGCCUGAAGAUGGAGUAUGAGAAGCUGGCCAGUGAGAAGACAGAGAUGCAGAGGCACUCCAUCAUGUACUAUGAGAUGUCAUAUGGACUUAACAUUGAGAUGCAGAAACAGGCGGAGAUUGUGAAGAGGCUCACUGCUAUUUGCACUCAGAUCAUCCCCUUCCUGUCUCAGGAGCACCAGCAUCAGGUAGCUCAGGCAGUGGAGCGCUCUAAGCACGUCAGUAUGGCAGAGCUCAAUGCCAUUAUCGGGCAGCAGCAGCUCCAGCAUCUAUCCCAUCAUGCAUCAGGCUUUCCCCUGAUGCCUCACCCCUCGGGUCUCUCUUUGGGAGUGGGGUCAGGGCUCGGGGCCCUCCCCACUGCGCUUGGAUUCGCUGGACCCCUGGUGGCCAAAGACGACCCUUCUCACAGCCACCCUGAUGAGCUGAGAGAUGGAACCUCAAGUCGGAGUAAGUCUGCGUCUCCGCUGCAUAGUCCCCUGGAUGACCGGCAGCUGGCUUCGCUGGCCGCUCAGAGAGAGGCGGCACGGAGCCGAGGCGAAGAGAGAACCAUGGUCCCCACACACAGUGACGAUGAGGGAGACAGAAGUGAGGUGGACGUUGGUGUGAGCUCAGAGGGCCCCAGACCGCGCCCAGGGGUGCCCCCUUCCCCCCCGGAUGGGAACGGGCUGGGGGGGGCAAUGUCGCCCAGGAGGAGCCGGCCGAGGGGAAGCAGCCCCUCCACAUCCAGCCAAUCACAGUCCCCCACCGCGGGGAACAGCACCCACCUGGGACAGGUAGGGGCUCGAUCACCCUCUCCCUCCCGUCGGGUGACUCUGACUCCAGGAUCUCCUCAUCAUCCUCCUUCCCGCUCGGCGCGCACUCCUCCCCCCACCUCCCUCUAGAUGUCACCAGACUCCCUCAGUCAUGUUCCAAACCCCUGCUGUCUCUUCCUGAAAGUUCCUCCCCGACGGACCAAUCAGGUCGUAGGCCACGCUCCCCACCCCCCCUGAGAACAAACACACAAGGCCCCUCCUCUCUGUGGAUAAUCUCAUCAAUCAGCAUAGACCACUGUGUAAGGACGAGCGUCUGCAGGACUGGCGGAAUCCCCCUCGACACUGUUUGUAUCUUCUCUUGCUACUCUGCACGAAGCACAGCGGGGAGAGGACCUGACUAACUAUUUAUAUUUUUCUCUGGAUUGAAAGGCCCAGACGGGUGAGGUUUGCCUCAGUGGCCGUCGCCACAACAGACCCAGAGGAGAGCGCUCACUCACUGAGACGGCGAAGCAAACGCACAACUCCAGUUCAAACUAGUAUGGAUGGGACACUCCCAUGCACAGCCAUUACAUCUGACUGCUGUAAACUGAUCCAUCUUUUGUGGUCUAGUGUUCUUUCUCUCUGAUGAUAACUCAUAGCGCUGUUCUCUAGCAGUUUCUCAAUUGGUUUCAGUGUUAAUGUGACAAUAAAGAACAUGGGACUUGGUUUGCCUGUGAACCUGCAGUGUUUUUAAACAAGGAUGUGAGCGACGCUCGUGGGUAAGAGGGACCUUUGGAUCUGUGAUCUCUGAGGGAAGUGGGUGACCUACUGGUGUGUAUGUGCCAUGGGGGAAAAAACGCAAACUCUAGCAGCGGCGGCAUUUCCAAAUUAGGAAGUCGGGAAAGUUAACUGCUGGGAUAGUGUAAGCAUCAUAGGACAAUCAGUGUAGAGCAAGAACAGCGCUAAAACUAAUACGAUGGUAACAAUGUAAGGAUCACACUUAAUCUUGCAUAGCCAGACAUAUUAACAUACACGUCUUGAGACAACCAAUGUGAACCAAGGUUGCCUAAAUGUUGGUGGGUAUGAUUAUAGCACUAAAGGCAAAGUCCUUAAUUCUGGUGAAAGGAUAUUUGAGCUCAACAGCCAAUUAAAUUAGACGUGUUCCUGAAGUAACAUGUUGAUUGGCUGAAACAGUGUAUGGUCUGGUCUGAGCCACUUUGUGUUCCAUUUACAGAGCCAGAGAAUUUGAUGACAAGUGUAAUGGAUUAUAAUCAAGGAUUUAUCCUUUAAUGGCACUUGAAAUGUCUUUCCCGUCAAAGGCUACUGAAGGAGGAGGAGCCUAAAAGUAGAGGGACAUGCAGAUAAACUAGGGGGUGGGGCUAAGAGGAGACAUGUGGACGUGGCCUUUUCUGUGCCUCUGAUUGGCUGCAACUCCAGUUUCAGUUAGUUAUCUCCAGACUGAACCUCCAUUACAAGUGUCUGCAUCAUGUCUGUCUCUGCAAGACUCUAGGGAAUGCUUUUUAUUAAGGUAUCAUUAACUAAUAUUAAUUCGUACAGGAAUUAACACGAAUAAACUAUGAAAUUCAGUCUUAAUUACCAUUAAUGUUGAAUACAGUUUGUUGUUUGUUAACGUUAACUAAUAAAUUACUUUUUACAUUCAAGAUCACUUAUAUUACUCAGUCCAUAAGUUACCAUGAACUAUUAACUGAAAAAUGUACACAUCGAGUAUUAAGUGUUGUAGUUCAUGUUUAUUUAAUGUGAACUACAAAAUUGAAUUAAUGCUAGUUAAUGAAAAACUUAAUGUCAAACAUCACCAAAAGCAUUAAAAAUGGAUUGGUCAGA